Messenger RNA from Macadamia integrifolia, 1405 nucleotides. Its product is annotated as tRNA (guanine-N(7)-)-methyltransferase-like. The transcript is spliced from 8 exons. Gene Ontology annotation, biological process: tRNA methylation; RNA (guanine-N7)-methylation. NCBI's taxonomy places the organism in Eukaryota, Viridiplantae, Streptophyta, Magnoliopsida, Proteales, Proteaceae. Bases 240 to 1178 code for a protein of 312 amino acids. Gene Ontology annotation, cellular component: tRNA methyltransferase complex. Gene Ontology annotation, molecular function: tRNA (guanine(46)-N7)-methyltransferase activity. The record is from RefSeq and is a predicted model, not a curated record.
GGUUGAGUUAGUGCUAACUGAUACAUGGUUGAGAUUUAACUCGUAACUCGUAAGAAGGUAAGUAGGGAGUACGGAGGGUUCUUCGCUUUCCUCAAACAAUUGAAGCGUUGGAGGAUUGAGAUGUCUGUCGACUCUGUCCCCAGUUGUUUGUGGUUGUAAGGCUAACAGCUAACUGGAAAAGAGCGCCAAAUUGCAUAAUAUCGAAUAUUGGGAUGUGAAAGUGGGGUUUGGAAACGGCGAUGAACUCUCUUCACGUUCACGCUGCAGCUGCUGUUGUUCCCAGGGCUACGAGAGCUCUUUGUUCUUCCUCCACUCUUCUCUUCUUCAAUCACACUCCUAAUUUUCUCUCCACUCUCAAUCACUUCAACAUUGGAUUGCCCAACAAUAUUCGUCAUCAUAAUUGUUCCUGUUUCUACAGAUUCAAUAGAAGCGUAGCCGCCGAGCUCAGGAGUCCCGACCUUGUGGCCUUAGAAUACGCUGAGCUCAACCUCAAGGAGAAAGUUAGCGAGGUGGGUCACGUCCGAAUCCGGCAACAUGUGAACCCUCUCAGUGCUUCCCUCACGAUUCCAGUAGAAGUUCCAAACUGGAAUGAGGUAUAUGGAGACUCCAUGCUGCCGCUUAUGGUGGAUAUUGGAAGUGGUAGUGGCAGAUUUCUCAUAUGGCUUGCAAGAAGAUUUCCUGAGUCAAAAAAUUAUUUGGGACUGGAAAUACGAGAUAAAUUGGUUAAACGUGCACAGUUUUGGGUGAAAGAAUUGGCUCUUAAUAACGUGUAUUUCAUGUUUGCAAAUGCUUUGGUUUCUUUUGAACAACUGGUAUCCAGUUACCCUGGACCUUUGAUGUUAGUAUCUAUUCUUUGUCCUGAUCCACAUUUCAAGAAAAGGCAUCAUAAAAGAAGAGUUGUGCAGAAGCCUUUGGUAGAUUCUAUUUUAAAGAAUUUACAUCCUGGAGGAUGGGUAUUUCUGCAGUCAGACGUGCUUGAAGUGGCGCUUGAUAUGAGGAAUCAGUUCGAGUCCCAUUCUGAUGCGCUUGAACAUAUUACUGAAAUUGACCCUAGUGUGUUAUGUGACAAUGAGGGGUGGCUCUUAAGCAACCCAAUGGGAAUACGGACUGAAAGAGAGAUCCACGUGGAAUUUGAAGGAGCAAAACUUUACAGAAGGAUGUACCAGAAACGGAUAUAGCUUUAUGCUAUUUUCACACAAUUUUCAUUGUGAGAUGGCAUAAAUAUUAAGUUGUCAACUUCCUGUUUUCGUGGUGUGCUUUUUGAAACAAACUAUAUUGCAAGUUGGUGUCUAGUCAUUCCUCAUUUCUGGUCCAAAAGUAGUUCAAAUUUUGCCUCAGUGUUGGAUAUUUUGAUGUGUUUGAUCCAGUUUAAUUGAAUUAAAAUUAAUUAAUUAUAUUUUUCUUA